This is a messenger RNA of Bactrocera tryoni, 807 nucleotides long. RefSeq lists its product as uncharacterized. Bases 1 to 807 code for a protein of 268 amino acids. Gene Ontology annotation, molecular function: nucleic acid binding. Lineage: Eukaryota; Metazoa; Arthropoda; Insecta; Diptera; Tephritidae. The transcript has 3 exons. The record is from RefSeq and is a predicted model, not a curated record.
AUGACCUCUGAAAAUAGUUUGGGAAGUCCACCAGAGAAUCCUUUUCGGAGGAACUCUAAGAUUUUGAGAACGCCUCCAAAAGGCAAAAAUGAGGAGACCACCGCUGCUGGACCUAUACAAAAUUGUGAAAAUGCCGCCGAACAUAACAAAAGAGAAAAAUCUGAGCAAAUGCAGAACAAAGAAGCUGGUAAUAUUUUUUGUAAAGUGGGCACAAAAAUCAAGGAGCUGGAAACUAUGAUGUCUGGUCAAAGGCAUAUUAAUCAAGCUAUGCGCGACCUUGUAAGCUGCAUAACAAGCCUGUACGACAAGGCUGAAAACACAGAGAAUCCACUGAAAAGAACUAUGGUAGGGAAAUCGUCGCAAGUAUCCCCUAUCCUCAGAGAAAAGCAUACGCCGAAGAGGAUACGAGAAUUAUCAGGUUACUUACCACCAACCAAAAAACCUAGAAACGUGAGCGAUAAAGCGCAGGGGUUAUAUAGUGAGGUCAUUAAGAAUGUACCGAAAGACAGUUCUGUCGAUAAGCCCGCAUCUGAGAAAUGGGUGGACGUGAGACUGAAACUACAGAAAAAACCACCACUUAACGAUGCACGAAAGGAAUUACGACUAAAUUUCUCACGAGAACACAUGGCCUGGAAGUCUGAUUGGCGCUAUGUUGUCUUUUCAGAUGAAAAGAAAUUUAAUUUAGAAGGACCCGAUGGAUACAAUUAUUACUUCCAUGAUCUUCGGAAGGAGGAACAUCAUUUGGAUCGACUUCAUAGUCGUGUGGGCAGAGUAAUGGUGUGGGGAGCCAUCUCCUACUAUGAAUAG